Humulus lupulus (European hop) is the source of this 763-nucleotide messenger RNA. Its product is annotated as thioredoxin-like protein CXXS1. The transcript has 3 exons. Bases 115 to 495 code for a protein of 126 amino acids. The record is from RefSeq and is a predicted model, not a curated record. NCBI's taxonomy places the organism in Eukaryota, Viridiplantae, Streptophyta, Magnoliopsida, Rosales, Cannabaceae.
UCCUAAAACAGAGUGCUCUGCAAUAGUGGCAACUAGAUAAGUUCAUAACAGGUUGAAGAAAGACAAGGCUUCUUAUCGAAUCAAAGAAAAAGAAAACGGACAGAGAGAAAGAAGAUGGAAAGCCAACUAGAACAGGCGAUUAAGGCCAAAGUGGUGAAUGUGGACUCGGUGGAGUCCUGGGACUCGUGUUAUAACCAGGCCACCAAUCAAGGCUCCCCUAUUGUUGUACACUUCACUGCUUCGUGGUGCAUGCCUUCGGUGGCUAUGACUCCAGUAUUUGAAGAAUUGGCCUCAAGCUACCCAGGUGUCUUGUUUCUCACGGUUGAUGUUGAUGAGGUUAAGGAGGUAGCAAGUAGAAUGGAGGUAAAAGCGAUGCCCACUUUCGUGUUGAUGAGGAAUGGAGCUCAGAUGGACAAGAUUGUGGGUGCCAAUCCAGAUGAGAUAAAGAAAAGAGUAGACAGUUUUGUUCAGUUCAAUAGUGAAUAUGUUGCCUAGUUAGUUUUCAUGUACACUGUACAUAGAGGAUUGAAUAAGUUGUUGUGCUUGUAAUAGUUGUGGUGAUGAGAUCAGCAGCAUUGGAUUUGGAUGUCAAGUUGUUUGCUUUUCAUGUUUCACUAUCAUAUUUUAGUGAUUUUCUUUCUUUACUUUACUGGUUUGUUAGCAGCUGUUGCAGCCAUAAGUGUGGGUUAAUGAACAAUUUUUUUCAGUUAAUAUAAGCUAUGUAUUCAUUUUUUGUUAAAUAAAAGUGGGAUCUUUCACCUAA